CUAAGUGUCUCCGCGGCGCACCUCGCGGCGAGAAUCCGGAGGAGAAGGAGACUGCAAGGAUAGGCCCAGGUCGGUGCGAGGGACGGUGGUGGGGCGGGGGUCGGAACGUAAGGAAAGCCCAGUCUGAGACCCCAACCCCCUCCACCCCAUCCCCCACUCCUAUACCGGUCCUCCAUUUUGGUGCCUGCAAAGCUCUGGGAAAGAAUCCCGGGAAACGAAAAAUGGUGGGUUUGGGGGAAGGGAGGUAAGGGGAGAAAGCUGGAGGGAGGGGCUUUAAUUGGAGGCCCCGUAGAGGACGCGCGGAACUUCUAAGGUGGGAAAAAACGAAAUUAAAAAAUCCUUUGAUAUCAGGGCUCUGAAUCCUGCUGGUCAGAGCACCAAGCAUUCAGUCUCUCUCCUUGCCUUUGUCUUACUUGUGUUCAAAGAAAAACAACCAGAAAAAAAAAAUCUCAUCAUGGCAAAUAUUCACCAGGAAAACGAAGAGAUGGAGCAGCCUAUGCAGAAUGGAGAGGAAGACCGCCCUUUGGGAGGAGGUGAAGGCCACCAGCCUGCAGGAAAUCGACGGGGACAGGCUCGCCGACUUGCCCCUAAUUUUCGAUGGGCCAUACCCAAUAGGCAGAUCAAUGAUGGGAUGGGUGGAGAUGGAGAUGAUAUGGAAAUAUUCAUGGAGGAGAUGAGAGAAAUCAGAAGAAAACUUAGGGAGCUGCAGUUGAGGAAUUGUCUGCGUAUCCUUAUGGGGGAGCUCUCUAAUCACCAUGACCAUCAUGAUGAAUUUUGCCUUAUGCCUUGACUCCUGCCAUUUAUCAUGAGAUUAAUACUGUGAUUCCCGCUGUUUUCUUUUUCCUUGCAUUUUCCUAAUAUGCCUUUACUGAUCCGUUUGCUGUGAACCCUAUGUUAUUUCCAUGUGUCAAGUGGGUCUUGUGUUGCCAGCUUCUAUUUGAAGAUUGCCUUUGCACUCAGUGUAAGUUUCUGUCAGCAGUAGUUUCACCCAUUUGCAUGGAAAAAUUUAAAGCUAAUAAAGCAAUUUAAAAAGCAAUCUAUACAUUUAUUGUCUCAUUAAAAAUGUAUACUUACAUAUAACAGAUGAACUAAAAAAAAAUCUGAGAUUAAAUACACUAGAGUGUUAA
Messenger RNA from Homo sapiens (human), 1127 nucleotides. It is a transcript of the gene BEX3, whose product is annotated as brain expressed X-linked 3. Gene Ontology annotation, molecular function: death receptor binding; nerve growth factor receptor binding; molecular function inhibitor activity. Gene Ontology annotation, cellular component: cytosol; cytoplasm; nucleus. Bases 455 to 790 code for a protein of 111 amino acids. Gene Ontology annotation, biological process: apoptotic process; negative regulation of protein ubiquitination. The transcript has a single exon. The record is from RefSeq and is marked validated. NCBI's taxonomy places the organism in Eukaryota, Metazoa, Chordata, Mammalia, Primates, Hominidae.